AAAGGAAAACUUUGAAUUUGUAAUAGCGGUUAAGUGUCCUCUUGGGCUUCCUGUAUUAUCAGCACUGCACCUGGUUAUAGAUCUGAAGAAGGAACAAUGAGUCAAGUCCGACAGUCCUUGGGCAGCAAACCUGGAUCAUGCAAUGUUCGAGGCUACACAGCUUGUUCCAUUGGUGGAGGAUUUGUAGGGCCAAAAUAUAAUUUCAGCUCUUUAUCUUCUGCUGGAGGUAACACCAUCUACCACAACAGUGGAAAGCUAAAAUCCACUGGAAGCCUAUAUAGCUUAGGGGGUCACAAAAGAACCUCUGUCAGCAGUGGGAGAGUCCUUGGAUCCACAUUGGGUACCAGCAUGGGAUUUGGAACAGACACCUUUCCCGUAUGUCCACCAGGAGGUAUCCAAAAGGUUACAGUCAACCAAAUUCUCCUCCAGCCAGUAAAUGUAGAUAUUGACCCAAAUAUCCAAAAGGUACGAAGUGAAGAAAGGGAUCAAAUCAAGUGCCUCAACAACAAAUUUGCAGGUUUUAUUGACAAGGUUCGAUUUCUUGAACAACAAAAUCAAAUUCUGGCAACAAAACUGAACUUUUUGCAAGACAAAAGUCAGAAACUUUCCUCUAGACGAGAUACUAUUAAACCGUUAUUCGAUGCCUACAUUACCAACCUUCAGAGACAACUGGAAGGAUCAAAGAACGAAAAAUGCCACCUAGAUGGGGAACUUAAGAAUAUGCAAGAUGUGGUGGAAGAGUUCAAGUCUAAAUAUGAAGAAGAGGUUAAUAAGAGAACAUGUGCCGAAAAUGAGUUUGUAGCCCUCAAAAAGGAUGUGGAUAUAUUGUACAUGAAAAAAGCAGAGAUGGAGGCCAAAGAGGAAUCCUUGGGAAAUGAGAUCAACUUCUUGAGGAGCAUCUUUGAUGCGGAACUAGCCAAGCUACAAGACUGUCUUUCUGAUAUCAAUGUUGUUCUGUGCAUGGACAACAACCGGGAAUUGGACCUGAAUGGCCUCAUUGCAGAUUGUAAAGCACAGUAUGAGGAAAUUGCUGCCAGAAGCAAAGCUGAAGCCGAGGCUGCAUAUGCCAAAAAGUUCCAACAGCUGAAGGAUGCAGCAGGACAUCAUGGAGACAAUCUACGGAGCUCUAAGACUGAAAUUCAAGACCUGAAUACCAUGAUAAAGAGACUCCAGGCAGAGAUUGAGUGCGUGAAGAAACAGAUUGCUGGCCUGCAAGCCGCCAUUUGUAAUGCAGAAUCUAGAGGCGACGCUACUUUGAAAGAUGCCAGAUGUAAGAUGGCAGAGUUGGAGGCCGUAUUACAGAAAGCCAAAGAGGACUUGGCCCUUCAGUUGAAGGAAUAUCAGGAGCUUCUCAGAGUCAAAUUAGCUCUGGAUGUUGAAAUUGCUACCUACAGAACUCUUCUGGAGGGAGAGGAGAGCAGAAUGCAUGGAGAAAUUACUAAUGAUGUCAAAAUAUCUGUGUACACCAAUGGAAAGCUUGGAAACUCAAAUGCUGAAUGUAUAUCUUCAUGCAGCUUGAAAAACAGUGGAAGUGUCCUUGCAGGAGUAGAAGCUCCCAAGUGUGCCCCCAAGUGUGCACAGUCAGCAAAACCCUGCGGGACCACCUGUACCAAAUUUGGCUAUUAGAUAUGUACGGUAUAUGUUAAAAUACCCCAGUCCGAAAAAUGAACAUCCAAGUCUUAAGAAACUGCUGUGCUGGACCUCUGUCUGCUUUUCUCAUUUUAACUCACUCCUGCUUUCCUUACCAGACAAAUACGUGGGUCAUUUACAAAUAACCAAUUUGGGACAUACCAAGAAUAACAAAUGUUUGUUAACUUGACCAUAUAAUAUUACAGUCUUGUCCUGACCAGAAUGUAAAAGUUGUCAGUUGUUCUGUUCUAUGUACAUGGAAAUGCAACUAAAAUCCAUGAUUUAGUGGAUCAGACCCUGAACAAUUCAUAAUCCAUAUGACCCAUGAUAGUAAAUAUGUUAUUCGCAUCAUUAACAUAAUGAAACACAGCAAUUGCCAUUUGAAUAUGCCAACCUGUGAUCACCCACUGCUCAAAUUUAAUAUGACUUUUAAUCUGUGAUAUGAAGCCACUCUUUACCUAAUUGUUUCUCUAAUAUCUUUAUAACCUCUGUUGCAAGUGAUGGGGUUGCUAUUUGUGAGAGGAGCAUUUGACGCAACACUGACGGUAGUUAAAUCUGUAUCGCUAAUAAACUGCUUCUGAAAAUCA
Messenger RNA from Xenopus laevis (African clawed frog), 2216 nucleotides. RefSeq names its product keratin 78, gene 3 S homeolog (gene krt78.3.S). The record is from RefSeq and is a predicted model, not a curated record. Gene Ontology annotation, cellular component: intermediate filament; keratin filament. Gene Ontology annotation, molecular function: structural molecule activity; structural constituent of skin epidermis. Lineage: Eukaryota; Metazoa; Chordata; Amphibia; Anura; Pipidae. The transcript has 9 exons. Bases 97 to 1626 code for a protein of 509 amino acids. Gene Ontology annotation, biological process: keratinization; intermediate filament organization.